Molecule: messenger RNA, 1599 nt
Organism: Arabidopsis lyrata subsp. lyrata
Lineage: Eukaryota; Viridiplantae; Streptophyta; Magnoliopsida; Brassicales; Brassicaceae
Product: protein ALTERED XYLOGLUCAN 4-like
Exons: 3
Coding region: 191-1468 (425 amino acids)
Cellular component (GO): Golgi apparatus
Molecular function (GO): O-acetyltransferase activity
Source: RefSeq, a predicted model, not a curated record
CCGUUACAUCAUCAUUGAAAAAACAAACAAAAUAUACAAAAAUAUCAUAAAAAAUCGCCGUUAUAACUUUUUUCCUUAAUAAAUUUUCAUUUUCACUACCCAAAUUUAAACUUUUAAGGAAACAAUGAAAAGAAACGCGUGUGUGGUUUUGUAUAUAUAGAUAGAGACAUUUAAGUAUAUAUGUGUGGGUAUGAUUUCUAGGGAUGAUCGACAUGCAACAAUGAAACAAUCAUCAUCAAUAUUUCGAGAAAAUUCAGAGAAAAAAUCAGAGAGAUGGAUGAUUAUGAACAUUGGAAGAUCAUCUCCAUUUUUCUUGUCUUCUUUUUGUAUAACUCUCUUCUUCACCGGUUUCUUCGUUUAUCAGAAUCCUUUUAAAUCCAUUGCUGAUCAAAAUGUUCUUUCUCUCCAACCUCAAAUCGAUCCUAAAUGUGAUUUAUUCAAGGGACAUUGGGUUCCAGACAAAAGAGGAUCUUUGUACACAAACUCAAGCUGUUCUACAAUUCCUGACUCAAAGAACUGUAUAAAACAAGGGAGACCAGACAGGAGUUUCUUGUUCUGGAGAUGGAAACCAGAUGGUUGCAAUCUUCCUAGGUUUAAUCCGAAGGUGUUUCUCGGUAUGGUUCGAGGCAAGAAGAUGAGUUUUAUUGGUGAUUCUGUAGCUAGGAACCAUAUGGAAUCUCUUCUUUGCUUGUUGUCAAUGGAAGAAACUCCUAAGGUCAUUUACAAAGAUGGAGAAGAUAGAAACAGGAUUUGGUACUUUCCGAAACAUGAUUUUACUCUCUCGACUUCGUGGACUAAGUUUCUUGUAGAGGAACGAGAGAGGAGGGAUGGUAACAAUACAGGAACUGGAUUGUUUGAUCUAGACAUUGGCAAGAUCGAUGAAGGGUGGUUUAAGGGUCUGCCGAAUACAGACAUUGCUAUUGUCUCGGCUGCUCACUGGUUCUUCAGACCGAUAUUUAUACAUAGAGGAGAUGAGACACUGGGUUGCAUUUACUGUAACUUACCAAACAUGACUCAGAUUAGCCCGGAAGAAGGGUUUAAGCUUGUUUACUCAGCUGUCUUUAAGUUUAUCGAUGAGUGUGAGAAGUGUAAGGAUAAUUUGGUGACGGUACUGAGGACUAUUUCACCUGCCCAUUUCGAGAAUGGGACUUGGGAUACCGGAGGAACUUGCAGCAGGACGAGUCCUUUUGGAGAAAACCAAAUUGACCUGCAGAGCAAUGAGAUGAAGAUCAGGAGAUCUCAGAUUGAACAGGUUGAAGGUAUAGCAACAAAACGGAACAACAAAGCAAAGAAGUUUGCGGUUUUGGAUGUGACGAGGGUUAUGCUGAUGAGACCCGAUGGGCAUCCGAAUGGUUACUGGGGAAAUAAAUGGAUGAAAGGUUACAAUGAUUGCGUGCACUGGUGUUUGCCUGGGCCAAUUGAUGCGUGGAAUGAGUUUCUAAUGGCGAUAAUUAGACAGUUAAGAUGAUAAUAUGUGCAAAAACAUACAUAGCAGAAACAUUCUUUUACUUUUCUAAAUGAAUACUGAUGUUAUUCAUUGAUGUGAUUCAUUCUUUUACAUAGAGAGAUACACAAUAUUCAAUAGAACACAUAAUUUUC